Molecule: messenger RNA, 2306 nt
Organism: Camelina sativa (false flax)
Lineage: Eukaryota; Viridiplantae; Streptophyta; Magnoliopsida; Brassicales; Brassicaceae
Source: RefSeq, a predicted model, not a curated record
ACAUAAAAAUUGAAAUGUGAACGCAAAAACAAGAAAUUUUUUAAAAAUCUUUCCUCAGUUUCUUCUUAUGGGAUCAACAAAGAACAAGACUAGCCUCUUUCUUGAUUUCCGAAAGAUCUGUUUUUUUUUUUCUCUCAUUAAAAACUUUGAAUUUUUCUUUCUUCCCUUUAAAAAUUCGAUCUUUUUCUUCAGCUAAAACCCUCAAGAUUGUAGUAAGGUUCUUGAUUCGACACUUAUCUCUCUCUCUCUAUCUUCUUGGACUGUGUUCUUUCUGGGUAAUGUUAAGUGAUUCUGCGUUUUUUUUUUGUAAUCAAGAAUUGAAUCUGUUGAUGAGUUUUGAUGUAAAGGUCUGAUCUUUAGCUAUUUCGUGUUUCAUGAGUUCUGAUAUAAAGGUCUGAUCUUUUAGGANGGACCAAAUGAGUGCGCCUGUUUUACUGUGUGACGGCUUCGAUGUGCGGCGAACUGUUAUCGGGAAGUUAAACGACGAUGAGUCAUCGACGGUUACGGUAACCACCGAGGAAGACGACGACGAAGCUGUGUUUUCCGGUGAUAGCUUACUUGAGGAAGAAGAGUGGUCUGGAGAGAAUCGUUUCUGUUUUUACUUCGUUAAGCAGUUCGCUUACGAUAACCCUGAGAUUAAGACCAAGAUUGGUGAAGCUAAUGAUGAGAUUUAUCACUGUAACACUGACCGGAUUCACAUUGCUAACAGCUUGAAAUCCAAAAGGGCUGAGAGAUUGUCUCUGGUUGCUUCAGUGGAGAAAUUGGUCUCGUCACUUGAUGAAUACAAUGCCAUAUUUCCUUAUCAUCAGUCUGUGACGACUCUGGAGAUGAACAAGGAUCAAGAAGUGGUUACAGGGGAAAUUUAUAGCUUGAGUGAGAGGUUAAGUGAGAUUAAGAUGGAAAUUGAGUUGUUGGAUGUUCAAAUGGCUUCUGUGCUUGAUCAAAGAGACAAAGCCGUCGAAAGGAUUAAGAUGUUGAGAUUACAACGUGACAAGGGGAAUGCAGCCUUUUUCCAGAGUCGUGUUGUGAUCAUGAAAGCCAUUGAAUUGGCUGCUUCUGGAAAUGUUAGAGAUCUUGAAGAGCUUGCUAAUUCCGAGGUUGAAAAAUUUAUGUCUCGUUGGAACAAUGACAAGGCUUUUAGGGAAGAUUACAAGAAAAGAAUCUUGCCUUCACUUGAGGAGCCAAAGCUGAGGCGCAAUGGGCAGAUUAAGGAUUCGGAAGGCGAUGUAGAUACUGAGCAUGGAAGUGAAACAGCAGGGGAGAAGGCAAUAGAACUCAAGAGGUUUAGUACUGAGGAGGAGAUUGAUGAUUGUAUGGAUAUUGAUAUCCCGGUGUAUGAGAAGCUUGAAAAGGAUAAAGAAGAGAUUGAUGAAGAAAUUUUGAAAGAGAGGAAACGAGAAGAACAGAUAGAGAAAGCUAGGCUAGCAAUGGAAAGGAAGAGGAAGCUACAUGAAAAAGCUGCUGCUAAAGCUGCCAUAAGAGUUAAAAAGGAAGCUGAAAAGAAACUUAAGGAACUUGAGAAGAAAGCGAAGAAGAAGAAGGCUUCUUUGGAUGUAGAUAGAAGAAGAGAGACAGUCACCGAUGCAUCAAAACCAGAAAAGGAGAAACUAUUAAAUGGGAGAUCAGUGUUUCAGAAACAGAGAAGUUUUAGGUAUAGAUAUUACGAAAAAGGAAAUGAGGCUGUCCUAAAAGCCAUCCUGAAGCGUAGAAAAGCUUAUAGGUUAUGGGUUUGGACUGUUUCUUCCGCUGCAGUUGUUCUCCUGGUUGCUCUCCUGGUUUUCUUCUAUUACUUUGGAUGAGGGGAAGAAGAUUAACAAAGGUUUGUUUGUCUGUCUUUUGGAGAGUUAAGUGAUGAGCAAACAGGUUCAAGGUUUAUAGUUAGUUUAGAAGCAAAUGACAUUGGCAAUAAUGUCAUAGUCAAUGGAGUAGACUUGAACAGUCGUUUUCAGAGUCGUAGAGACAUUCACCUCCACGAUGAAAUAUGUUUGACAUCUCAAAGCUGAUUCGGUCGAACACAGCAUGACCUAGUCACUCUGAAAAAGCGCUGGCGCAAGGAUCAGGUCAAGAUGUUUGAUCGGAACAACUUUAUGACCUCAAGAAAUCUCUCCAUGGAUGCAAAUGUCUUGACAAUGACUCCAAAUGCAGUUACUUUUAGUUGACUUGUAGGAACCAAAAGGCAUCCUCUUACUCUUAGUCUUGUGUAUUAGCUUUAGAAUGUCUGUACAUGGAAGAGAGACCUCAUGAUUUUUUUUUUACUAUUUUUACAUAAACAAAACUUAUGUUUAUGUACUUACCAUUUUAUUACA